AUGCAGAAUCCAAUCCCUGCUACCGCUGCUGUUGCUGUUCCAGCUUCUACUUCUGAUUUGAAUGUGGAGUUCUGGGCGGGACCGUCGCGACCUCAACCGCGUCGAUACAACAAGUCCACAGAUUGGCAACCCCACAAGUCAUACAUCCUACGAAAGAGAUCUGAAAAUGUACCAUUAGAUGAGAUCGUGAAACUAUUGAAGUCCGAGAGGAAGCUGGAUGUCGAGCUCCACCAAUUAAAGCACGUGUUGAGAACUUGGAACUCCACGGUGCGUAUUAAUGCCACUCGUCGGCGCUACAUUGUAAGCAAGACCUUGCAGCGACGGGCGGCCGGGAAGCAAAGGACUGUAUUCAAGUAUGCGGAAACCGGGGAGAAGAUUCCAGAUGAUAAAGUGGAUAAGGUGCUGAAACGGUACAAGAAUGAAGCACAAGGUCAGUCUGUAUUUUUCUGUCCGGCCGAGGGUAGUUCCGGCGUCCUGGGUCAUGCAGCUUCGAUUGGACGGUUUGAAAUGAGUUCAUGCAUGAAAAUCGAUCUUGCCCUAACCUUUGCAUGGGAAAAGAUUAAGUACCGUCCGCUAACCGGUUUUUUACACAUUCCAGGCCCAAAUGAAGACGAACAAAUCGAUCUCAUUGCCCAGACCCCGAGUGCUUCAAGCGUAAGCUCCAAAACUGCGGUGGAAGAGGACCAUAUCACUCCUCUUCAAAAAGCUGCAGCAAGAUGGCUUCAAGAAGACAGUACUACAACUCCAAUAGAGGAGGCCAUGAUGGCCAUGAGCCUCAUUGGUGGUGAAACUGCAAUUCCUGACUUAUACCAAUUGAUUGAUGAAUCCGUGCCCGAGAUCCCCACGGAGACCCUCCAAGGGGCGGACCCGGACAAUGCCCAAACAACCACGCCGGGUCCGAGUGAACCCGCAAAUGAUUCUAAUUCCCCCUCGGGCGCACCUACUGAAACCCGUCCUCCACCCGAGGACCCUUCUGUCAUAAACGCUGCAAUGGAAGACCAUGUAGAGCAAGGUCAAGCAUUCUCCCUAGACCUAUCAUCUGGCUUCCACCAAGCCACAGCAGUCCUGCGUCCUAUCUGUACGGCCUGGAUAGAAAGAGUCAAGCGAAACGCCAUAUGCAUCGUGUCAGAGCAGCCAUUAGACCCAGAACCUACAAUCGAAGAAAUAGAAAAAAUAGGCUACACCCCUACAGAGUCCAUAGAGCCUUUACCUCCAGGAGUAUGUACUAGCGUUUUAAAAUAUCUAGACGAUCCAGACCCCCUCCCCGAUCGAGGUCACGAAAUGCUGAGUAUGAACUGGGACCCCGUUUCCAAAAUCUACUUGAGCGUCCUCCCAGCGUUCUGGGGUCUUUUCGCAGGAACUUCCGCCUUCGAAACUACAAAGUUAUAUCUAGACGAUGUCGCCCGAAUAUUCUACCUCCCAACUCUUGUCACAAAAUAUGGUCCAGGUCACUACUUCGUAACUCGUGCGAUGCAAAGCUUCGGCAUGUGUUUAGGUCUAGUAUGCCAUCCUCAAGUCUCCGCUGAAAUCCUAGAAAUAGCUGUUCGCGCUUUCGAUAAAUUGGACAUGAAGCUCCACCAACAUGCACUGGAUACCUUCUACCAACUCGCCCAAGUCCUCCCGUUCAGUCCCAACGGUCCUCUAGCUACCCGGCUAGUUCAAUUCUUCCACCAAAGAUGCCUAGUCCGCUACGGCCGUGGUCACGGCCGCACAAUCUCCGCGUUAGCAUUAAUGGCCCGCCUUCUAAUAAACCAAAACCUCAAACCAAUCGCCAUAACCAUCAUCAACGAAGCGAACAAAACAAUCUCCGAGACCCAAGAAGUCGAAAAGACGUCAAAGCAAUACGCCGACGCUCUCCGAGAUCUCGGAAAGGCAGAGUUCUACGCAGGAUUAACCCAUAAAUCCACAAAGACACUAACCGACGCCCUCGCACGAAACGAUGAUCUAGAACAUCGUGCCCCCGAUUCCUCACAUUUAUCAUUUUUGUUAGGAAUGAUCCACGGCCAUUUACAACAGUGGGAAAGCUCGAUUAUGUUUUUGAGGAGGAGUACUUUUUACCGAUCCGAUACCUUUGGAGAAUUACAUCGUGCGACGGGGAGUUCGAUGGAGGCUUUGACUAGUAUGUGCGAAAGGAGGGGUCUGGUGUUGUAUGAAAAUCCGGUGUUGGAUAUGUUGGAGAAGUUGUUCAAGAUGUAUGAAAAUAGGUUUGGAGAGGAUCAUCAGAGGACUUGGAAUGCGUGGGUGAAGUAUGGGUCUGCUAUGAUGGUGAAGAAGAUCACGGAGGAUAGGAAUGCGCCUAUAAAUAGGGAUAUUGUUGAAGUUAUUUAG
Molecule: messenger RNA, 2328 nt
Organism: Orbilia oligospora ATCC 24927
Lineage: Eukaryota; Fungi; Ascomycota; Orbiliomycetes; Orbiliales; Orbiliaceae
Exons: 3
Coding region: 1-2328 (775 amino acids)
Molecular function (GO): protein binding
Source: RefSeq, a predicted model, not a curated record